Emiliania huxleyi CCMP1516 is the source of this 806-nucleotide messenger RNA. RefSeq lists its product as hypothetical. The transcript has 2 exons. NCBI's taxonomy places the organism in Eukaryota, Haptophyta, Isochrysidales, Noelaerhabdaceae. Gene Ontology annotation, molecular function: protein binding. The record is from RefSeq and is a predicted model, not a curated record. The coding region runs from base 1 to 798 and encodes 265 amino acids.
AUGCGGACGUUGCUGCUCGCCUGCCUCGCCUCUGGCUCAGGCCGCGCCGUCAGGCUUCCCUCGAGCGGCCUGAUCGUCCUCGGUGGCAGCGGCGGCCCGCCACCGGCAGCGGCGGCGGCGGUCGCGGACGGGCGGGAGCUCCGCAAGCAGCUGAGCGCGCUGCGGGCGAGUUCCGACUGGGACGGCGCGCACGGCCUGCUGUGGUGGGCGCUUCGCGAGGCUCCCUCAUCGGCGGAGACGAUCCACUGCAACGUGGUCCUCGCCGCCCUCUCGGACGCCGCCGAGUGGGAGCGCGCGCUGGUGCUGCUCGAGCACAUGCGCGCCGCCGGCCUUCCGCGCGAUGGCUACUCCUUCUCCUCGGCCAUCUGCGCGUGCGCGCGGGCCGGCCAGCCGGAGGCGGCGGUCGAGACGUUCAAGGCCAUGUGCGCCGACGACUCCGUCGAGCCCUCCUCCGUCGCCUUCAACACCGCGCUCUCCGCAGCGCAGCGCGCCUCUGACCCCGUCCGUGCCGCCGAGAUGGUGCUCGCCAUCUACACGCUCGAGACGCUCUCGCUGCAGCCCGACGCGUGGGCCUCGGCGGCGGCGCUCCGCGCCCUCACCCGCCUCGGCCAGCGGGCCCGCGCCCUCGAGCUCUAUGCCUCGCUAAGACCCGAGCAGGAAGCACAACCUCCCGCCGCCCUCCUCCCCACCGCCCCGCCUCUGCCACGCCCUCCUCCCCACCGUCUCCCCCCACACCGUCGCCGCCGCCCUCGCCGCCGCGGGGCACGCCGCGACCCGACCGCUCUUGUCCGGAUGUAAGAGCCCGC